CGAAACCACUUUAACGACCACCACAAUGGCGCCGUCUACCCUUGAGAACAGGAGCGUCUCCGCUUCCGUCCCCGCCGGCGAUGUCAACGACACCAACGGUAGCAAGAAGCGCAAGGCAAGCAUGUCGCAGCAGACCUAUGGUCACUACAACAAGGGCAUGAACACGAGCAUGAUCCAGUCCAAGUUCCUCUCCAACCCGGAGGACUUGGGCAUCGUCGCUGUGGGCUUCUCGGGUGGUCAGUGCAAACCCGGUGUCGAUGCUGCCCCCUCCGCCCUGAUCGAGUCCGGCCUCCUCACCCAGCUCCGCGAUGAACUGGGCUACCGCCUCCAUGGCGACGACACCGUACACCUCUACACCGACCUCGUCCCCGCCGCCGGCGAAGAUCCUCCCUACCGCGGCAUGAAGAACCCUCGUGCCGUCUCUGCCGUGACCCGCCGCAUUGCCGACCAGGUCUAUAGCCACGCUAGCCAAGGCCGCCUCGUCCUCACCCUAGGUGGUGACCACUCCAUCGCCAUUGGCACCGUCGGCGGCACGGCGCGCGCCAUACGCGAGAGGCUGGGUCGCGAGGUCGCCGUCAUCUGGGUCGACGCGCACGCCGACAUCAACACACCCGAGACGAGCGGGUCCGGCAACGUUCACGGCAUGCCUGUCGCUUUCCUCACGGGCCUGGCGCGUGAGGAUAAGGAGGAGUACUUUGGCUGGCUGCAGGAGGAGAACAGGUUGUCGCUGCGGAAGCUGGUGUACAUUGGCCUGCGGGACGUCGAUGCAGGCGAGAAGAGGAUCCUGAGGGAGAACGGUAUCCGUGCUUUCAGCAUGUUUGAUAUCGACCGGCACGGAAUUGGCCGCGUCAUGGAGAUGGCCCUCGCACACAUCGGGAACGACACACCUAUCCACCUCUCCUUUGACGGCGAUUACAUCGCCGAGUGCGUCCACGAGACCGGCAACCUGGUCGCCAUGGAUCUGGUCGAGGUCAACCCCAAGCUGGUCGCUGGCGAGAACGAUGUCGGCGCCAACGAGACCGUCCGGGCCGGCUGCAGCCUGGUCAGGUGUGCACUGGGUGAGAGCCUGCUGUAGGCUGAAUAAAGGAAAGAGACUGGGCUUGGACAAGAAGGUGGGGUGGCAAGACGGGGGGAGAGGGGGGGGGGGGGGUUUAUGCAUGUGCUCACCAUUAUAAUUGAUAGCAUGAGAUGCCGUGUAUGCCAAGCAGAAGCACACUCGAUUCACCAGCUAGAAGAAAAGUUCCCAAUC
Messenger RNA from Cryphonectria parasitica EP155, 1249 nucleotides. RefSeq names its product arginase and proline metabolism (gene AGA). NCBI's taxonomy places the organism in Eukaryota, Fungi, Ascomycota, Sordariomycetes, Diaporthales, Cryphonectriaceae. Bases 26 to 1075 code for a protein of 349 amino acids. Gene Ontology annotation, molecular function: arginase activity; manganese ion binding. The record is from RefSeq and is a predicted model, not a curated record. The transcript is spliced from 4 exons. Gene Ontology annotation, cellular component: cytosol; nucleus; cytoplasm.